ACUUUCAUUUCCUCUUACAAGAGCAGGCAGAGGGAAUAGUGUUGAGAGUGGGAACUGGUACAGCCUAGUUGGGCUUUGGACCUUGGGUGAAGCAGUUCUGACAUGAGGCUGGCUGUGCUUUUCUUAGCCUUGCUGGGGCUACUAGUAGCCAAAGGAAAUGACUGUCCUCACAAAAAAGCAGCUACUCUUCUGCCAUCGUUCACGGUGACACCCAAGACUACAGGAAGCACAGUGAACCCCACUACGACCAGCCACAGGCCCACCACCACAAGUCAUGGGAACGUCACAGUUCAUCCAACAAGCAAUGGCACUGCUACCAGCCCUGGACCCACAACUGCCAGUCAGAACCCUGCCAACACCACCAGUCAUGGGAACGUCACAGUUCAUCCCGUCACCAGCAAUACCAGUCCAGGACCACUUCCACCCUCUCCAAGUCCUAACCCAGGCUCUAAGGGGGCUAUAGGAAACUACACGUGGACUAAUGGGUCCGAGCCUUGUGUCCAGCUUCAAGCCCAAAUUCAGAUUCGAGUCUUGUACCCCACCCAGGGUGGACAAAAGGCCUGGGGCAUCUCUGUACUGAACCCAAACAAAACCAAGGUCCAGGGGGACUGCAGAGGUACCCAGCCCCACCUGAUUCUCUCAUUCCCUGAUGGACAGCUCACCUUUGGAUUCAAGCAGGACCUGGAGCAGAGCCGUGGAGUAGUCUACCUCAAUUACAUGGCAGUGGAGUACAAUGUAUCCUUCCCCCAGGCAACAGAGUGGACGUUCUCAGCCGAGAAUUCAUCCCUCCGGGAUCUCCAAGCACCCCUGGGUUGGAGCUUCAAUUGCAAAAAUUCGAGCAUAGCUCUUUCUCCAGCUGUUCACCUUGACCUGCUGUCCCUGAGACUACAGGCUGCUCAGCUUCCCCACACAGGGGUCUUUGGACCAAGUUUCUUUUGCCCCAGUGACCAAUCCUUCUUCCUGCCUCUCAUCAUUGGUCUGGUCCUCCUCGGCCUCCUCCUCCUGGUGCUCAUUGCCUUCUGUAUUUCCCGGAGACACCCAUCCACCUACCAGCCCCUCUGAACAUUUCCCCAGCCCCCCAGGACACCAAGGAACACUUCCAUGGCCUCAACAUGACCCAAAGACAAAGUUAGGGGCUGGGGAGAUGGCUAAGGGGUUAGAGGUGCUUACUUGCAGAGCCUGCGAGCCUGGGUUCAAAUCCCCAGCCACCCACAUACAUAAAGCCAUUCAUUUUCAGGGCCAAGAGCAGAGAACCACACA
Molecule: messenger RNA, 1260 nt
Organism: Jaculus jaculus (lesser Egyptian jerboa)
Lineage: Eukaryota; Metazoa; Chordata; Mammalia; Rodentia; Dipodidae
Gene: Cd68
Product: CD68 molecule
Exons: 6
Coding region: 103-1062 (319 amino acids)
Cellular component (GO): membrane
Source: RefSeq, a predicted model, not a curated record